Molecule: messenger RNA, 462 nt
Organism: Linum tenue
Lineage: Eukaryota; Viridiplantae; Streptophyta; Magnoliopsida; Malpighiales; Linaceae
Source: the annotation of a GenBank genome assembly
UUCGGGGAGCUGGCCGGGGGGACGACGGCUGAGUGCUCGGCGAUCGCCUGCUGCUGCCCCUGCGGCCUGGCGAACCUCCUCUUCCUCACAAUCUACAAGGUCCCCGUGGGGCUCUGCCGGAAGGCCCUGCGGCGGAAGCGGCGGCAACACCUGAUGAAGAAGGGGCUCCUCCUCCCGCGCGCCCGCCGCUGCCAGUGCGGCUGCGACAACACCGAGGUCCAGAUCCACCCGAUCCACGGCGACCCGCAGUCGUUCGACCUGCAGAUGAUGAUGGGGAUGCACAUGGAGGACUUCGACGACGCCGGCGGGGAAGAGAUGAUGAAGCUGGAGAAGGAGAUGUGGGAGACUUUCUACGACACCGGGUUCUGGAGGAGCCCGUCGCAGCAGGAGGAGAACGGAAUCCCCUCUGUCGCCGCCGCUGCCGCCGCCGCAGAAGCUUCAUCCAAGCAUAAAAAAUUGUAA